Molecule: messenger RNA, 1578 nt
Organism: Populus nigra (black poplar)
Lineage: Eukaryota; Viridiplantae; Streptophyta; Magnoliopsida; Malpighiales; Salicaceae
Product: serine/threonine-protein kinase BLUS1-like
Exons: 1
Coding region: 1-1578 (525 amino acids)
Biological process (GO): protein phosphorylation
Molecular function (GO): ATP binding; protein serine/threonine kinase activator activity; protein kinase activity
Source: RefSeq, a predicted model, not a curated record
AUGUCAGCUUCAUCAUCCAGAGCUCACAAACUAACUAUGCUUGGAUACCCAGGGACAGAGUAUGAAUUCAGAAUCAUGGAACAGAUUGGUGGUGGUGCUCAUGCCAAAACCCACAGGGCUAUCCGGGAAAUAAACUCGGAUCACUUCGCCAUCAAAGUCAUUUCUCUUGACCACUAUUCUGAAGCCGACUCUGAUGCUGUCAGACGUGAAACCCGUGCCAUGAUACUUCUUUCACACCCGAAUCUUCUUGCCUCUCAUUGUUCUUUUGAUGUCGAUGAUCACAAUCUUUGGCUGGUUAUGCCUUACAUGGCUGCUGGCUCUCUCCAAUCCAUGGUCUCUUAUGCUUUCUCCGAUGGCCUGCCAGAGAACUGCAUUGCUGUGGUCUUAAAAGAAACCCUAAAGGGGUUGUCUUAUCUUCAUCGUCAAUGCCAUUUACACACAGAUAUCAAGGCAGGAGACAUUCUUUUAGAUCACAAAGAUAAUGAACUGCGCAGCAUAAAACUUGAAGGCUCCGUUAUGUCGGUCACGAUUUACAACUCCAGCUUUGAGAAAUCCUCCUCAUUGUCUUCCUCAACAAGAAAGAGGUUAACUGAUGUUGCAGGAACCCCAUAUUGGAUGGCGCCGGAGGUUGUACAGGACUCUGAUACAGGCUAUAGUUUCAAGUCUGAUAUAUGGUCUUUUGGUAUUACUGCAUUGGAGCUGGCCCAUGGCGGGCGUCCUCCUUUCUCCCACCUUCCUCUUUCAGACUCUUUGAAGUUGAAGAUGAAGAAGAGGUUUGGGUUCUAUGACCAUGAUUACGAUUACGAUUAUGAUGAGAAGCGCAAUGAGAAGCUCGUGAAAAUAUUCAAGAGCAACCCAUUUUCUCAAGAGUUCAAAGAUAUGGUUGCUUCUUGUCUCGAUCAAGACCCUUCAAGGAGGCCUUCUGCUGAUCAGCUGUUAGAGUAUCCUUUCUUCAAGAACUGCCACGGGGUCAAAUUUCAUUCCGACGUGUUCUUCUUUACGUUGCCUAAUGUUGAAGAAAGAUUCAAAGAACGCAAGGCUUUGCAUGAUGGGACACCAAGCCAGAUUGGUGCUGGUACCGAAACUGACUCGGCGGGUUCAGCUGUGAAGAACAGAAGGAUCAGUGGCUGGAAAUUUAAUGAGAGUAAACUCGAGCUGGAGCCAGGAUUUUACGCCGACGCAGAUGUGAAAACAGUUCGUUUUGGAGGUGAAACCAUCAUUGAUACGGACACCAACAUUGGGUUAAGUGAGUCGCCAGGCGGGUCAGGUGACUUGGAGGGAUUAGUAAUAGACCAUGCUGGUGCAAACAUGAGUGGAAUAGAAGGAGCUGUUGAGACCUCUAAUCCAGAUACAAUAGAGUUAAAGGAUUUAGUGGAAAUAAAGGGGCACGCAGAAGGUAUCAUUGUUCGGUCACGAAGGGGGGCUGAUGUGUCACAGAUGGUACAAAAAAUAGAGAACCUGAUGGAGGAGUUGAUCCUUGAGAAGGAAAAUAACUUCAAGUUAAAGAUGCUACUGGAGACUAUCAACGCUGUGUCUUCUGGUGUGUCUACUGAUGCUGCUGCUGCUUCAGCUGAUUAA